This is a messenger RNA of Ceutorhynchus assimilis (cabbage seed weevil), 1441 nucleotides long. NCBI's taxonomy places the organism in Eukaryota, Metazoa, Arthropoda, Insecta, Coleoptera, Curculionidae. The record is from the annotation of a GenBank genome assembly.
AACGUUUCUAGCAAUAAGGGUAAAGGUUGAUUCGAUAUUAUUUGUUACGAUUAAAACUGUUUUAGUUCCAAUUUGACCAUCUUUUAAGGCAGGCCAUGGUUUUGUUGCUACUUGUUUAUUUCCUUUGCAAUACUUUACUUUUUGUCAAUGGCAUUAAUCCUGACGUUCUUCUAAACACGGAAGAACGUAUCAAAAAGGACGGCUACCCAGUUGAAAUCCACCAAGUAACAACAGAAGACGGCUACAUUUUCAACUUAUUUAGAAUACCCCAUGGACUUGAAAAACAGGAAAACGAACCGAAAAACAAGAGCGCGGUUUUGUUUGUUACAGGCCAUGGCGGUAUACCGAAACACUUUUUGCUUUUGGGCAAAAAACUUGCAGCCGCUUACUAUUUCGCCGAUAGAGGCUUCGACGUUUGGCUCUUUUGCUAUAGAGGUGUCGAUUGUCAGAAUCCCAAGAAGCAUAAGAAGCUGAAUUGGAACAAAAAUCCUACUUAUUGGGAUUUUAGUUUUCACGAAGUUGGAGUCUACGACCUCCCAGCGAGCAUAGACCUAAUCCUAAACGUGACAGGCCAAAAGAAAAUCUUCAACGUAGUCCAUUCUUCCGGAGGAUCUAUAGUCUACGCCCUUCUAUCCGAAAAACCGGAAUACAACGACAAAAUCAAAAUAAUCGCAAAUUAUGCAGGCGGUGUUAUCACUUACGAGGUGGACUAUCCGUUUGUCCAGGCAAUUGCCCAGUUUUCAGGUGUUUUAAAGAAUGUUUGGAAAAAUUUAGGUAUGUACGAGCUAAUGCCCGGAUUCAUGUCCGACAUGCUUGGCGAUACGUUCAGGAAAAUGUGCGCAGAUCCGAAAUGGUUUAGGACUUGCAAAGUGACUUUGUGGACUUUCGGUUCACACGUUUCUACACUUAUAGAAGAUGAUGUUGUGGACUUGGCUGUUAGUUACUUUCCAAGACUGCCCAUAAAACAAGUCGGACAUUUUGCGGACAAUUUAAAUAGAGGUGAUUUCCGCAAAUUCGAUUACGGUCCAGACAAAAAUAUGCAAGUUUAUGGAACAAGACUGCCACCUCGUUAUAAUUUAAGUGCCAUUAACAGUCCUCAAGCUUUUUUCUAUGGAAAAACCGACACGCUUAGCACCAAGCCGGACACUCAAAUGCUUCAAGGUUUAGUCUCGAAUACGAUUUUGGACUACGAGGUUGGUCCGAAAUUUGUACAUUUGGACUUUCUGUUUGCCAGAAAUGCUACUCAGAUGGUGUACGAGCCCACUGUGAAGUUAUUCCAGGAUUACGAUGCAGGAAUUGUUCCUAAGAAAAUUGUUAGAAGGAAAAAGAAGAGAGCGGACAUGUACAAUAAUAGUUAUUGAAUAAAGACAACAAUUAGUAAUUGAUAAUAAAUAGGUACUUAAAUGAGAAUAUAAUAAAAAAUUAAUGUUUUAUGUUUAAA